ACCAUUAACUAAGAGACAAUCAACAAUACUUGGAAAAGAUCCACGACAGAGAAGGCACAAGAUGGAAGUGCUUCAAUACGUUUUCUUAGCCGGGAUUUAUGCAGUAGCGACCGCUUCAGCCGCAGCAAGGACCACUUACGGAAUAUCGAAAAACUGUACCUGUGGAUUUGAAAAGCUGCCAGGAAAGAAAGACGGCUGUAGAAAUGUCGAAGAUAGUGAAUAUCCAGACCACGAAAGAUCUCGGCAUCACUGAUGCUUGUUUACCAGACAUUCCUGACAACACCCGUGUCUGCUUCCGCACUAAAGUAAAAGUGUGCCAUAGAACGGUCUAUCGUGGUCGUUUCUUCCAUAAUAACUUCACGGAGGAGCGUCUGCGGAUGAUGGAGAACUCGGCGUUCCUCUCUCCACCCGCAGACUCUGACGUCAGAACUUUCUGCAUGUUCAAAGUGAACAUGAGCUCCAACGCCAACUGCUCGCUCCUCAGACUCACAUACGUUCCCGAUGAAGAAGACGCAAACAGUCUCGGCGAAUCUCAAUCUCUUAGAAAUGAAACUUCCACAAACUCUCUCUGCAGGGAUUAUCUCAAGAUAAGGAAUAGGAAGGUUUGUCUUUCCAACCUGGCAAGGCUCGAUGCGCUACCCCUGAUCCACGAGACUUCGUUUGUCGCUAUAUUUUGGACUGACGCAACGAGAGACGGCGACACUAUCAGCUCAUUCGACAUUCGUGCUGAAUGUGAGGUCUAUAGCUGAACGAGGAGCUACACUGUUUUAGAAGUAUAUAAACCGUGAACCUGUCUCACAUUUUCUCUCGAUAUAUUAUUAUUUCUAUAAAAACU
Molecule: messenger RNA, 835 nt
Organism: Geodia barretti
Lineage: Eukaryota; Metazoa; Porifera; Demospongiae; Tetractinellida; Geodiidae
Source: the annotation of a GenBank genome assembly